AUGUACGAAUAAAUAUAACUUCGAUGACGACGCUACGUAUUCAAAGACAACUUUGACCUCUGACUAGAAAGUCAAAUGUGACAGUUUCAUUUGUAAAUGUUUCAUUUAAAAGCGAGUGAAAGGACUUCACAGAGCUCUAACAGAGCUGAAAUAAGUUUCGAAGAAAAACCAUGGAAGCUGAAGGCGAUGAUAAUCGCUUGGCAAGGUUCAAGGAAGAAGUUGAGAAAAUAUUUCAGAAUGCCGAAACAAAAAUUAGUGGUUACACCUUCAGGCUUAGAGGCGGCCAAAGAUUUUGUGACAAGUGUCCGGCAACAUGUCGAGAGCUACACAACACAAGGUUGUCCUCAAGAUGAUCUGGAAGCUGCUGUGCUUGAGAGAGCAUCCAACACCGCCUCUACUCUAGUAGCUGGUGUUCAGGAGCACCAGGAAGAAAUCUACGAUCCUCGUCAAACUUUGGUCUACAUUUUCAGUGCUUUCUCUGUGUGUUCACGAUCUCUUAAAGUCGUCGUUGAGCAUGGACAUCCUGGUUACAACCUCUCAGACAUCGGGAGAAAGUGUCUUCUCCUCCUACAGCAACUACAGAUAUACUGUGUAGUGAAGGGCAGUUUGGAAGACCCUAAUACUGAAGCUCAGAACCUUAUCUGGCUUGCCCGCCUGCUGGUGAAUCUGGCUUUUUGGGUGGAGCGCACGAGGCCACACGUUUCGUACUUUAUUGUGUCCGAAGUCAACGCCCGUAGCAUCAUCCCAAACAUCGUCAUACCAGAGAUGAGGCAACUGCACUCUGCAGCACUUGUUGUGGUUAUCUCUUCUUGGCUGAGAAUGGGACAUUCAGAGCAUAACAAGGAAUUUCAUAGACUUAUAACCCGAGGAGUGAAAGUCGAAGAUCUUCCAAAGCAAUAUGUGGCUAGGUACAAUACUGUAUAUGCCAAGCUGCUUAGCAGCUGUCGCCAAUAUACAAAUGCUCUUGACAGGGCAAGAGAUGCACUGAGCGACUCAAAGGAUGAAGAGGAAAGAAAAGAAAUUGAACAGCUAGUCUCACAGCUCGAAUCAAACAUCUCAGAAAUCCAGGAUGAAGACAUAGAAAGAAGACGAUCGUCGAUUACACACGCUCUUCGAAGUCAAUCCCUCGAAAGAGUGCCUGUGAGGGCCAGUGUUAGACAACAAGCAACAGAUAGUCGUCUUGGAACUCGUUCUUUGCGGGCGUCAGCAAUGACACAGAGAUUCAAUGAAAGCACCCCUGAUUUAAGACUCGUCGGCAGCCUUGUGGACACCUCUGAUAAUGACUCAUCAACACCUGAGCCUCCUACUUACAGCAGUGAAUCUGAGACAGAGGAUGACGAAGAGACGAAACAAAUCAGAUUAUCAGAUAUGACGACGAUGACGAAGAACCAGCUGACGAAUUGUCAGAGGAAACGGUCUCAACAGUGA
Molecule: messenger RNA, 1428 nt
Organism: Pomacea canaliculata
Lineage: Eukaryota; Metazoa; Mollusca; Gastropoda; Architaenioglossa; Ampullariidae
Exons: 9
Coding region: 97-1428 (443 amino acids)
Source: RefSeq, a predicted model, not a curated record